AUGUUUCGCCUCACCUUCCCCCUUUGCCUCUCGUCGAAGCAGCUCUCGCACGGCCCGCUCGCCACGCACACACACAAGCAGAGUUUUCGCCAGUCAAAAGAGGCACUGCAGACGAGUCGGCGGCGCUCACAGACGCUGCGCACAAACUUCAGUUUUCAGCAAAAACUGAACCAGGAGUUUGGCGCGCGUCAGCACACCUUUGCGCAAGAGCGGCGCUCUAUGCAGGGCGCCGCUGAGGAUCUCAUGUACGACCGCGCUUACCAUGCUGAGCGGCGCGGCGGCAGAGCGGGACGGGUCUACCGCACUGCCAAGGACCGCGCAGCAGAGAUGGCGACGGCACGAGAGCUGCUUCACAUGGAGGAGAACACGCGGCGACUCAUGAAGAAGGGCCGCACGCAGCGUACCGAGUUGUUCCGUGCGCAGAGGCAAUGGAGCCGCUAA
This is a messenger RNA of Leishmania braziliensis MHOM/BR/75/M2904, 441 nucleotides long. RefSeq lists its product as hypothetical. Bases 1 to 441 code for a protein of 146 amino acids. The record is from RefSeq and is a predicted model, not a curated record. Lineage: Eukaryota; Euglenozoa; Kinetoplastea; Trypanosomatida; Trypanosomatidae. The transcript has a single exon.